UUUAUUUACAUUGCACAUCGCUGCAAUCGUUUAUCAAUCCGAAUCUGAACCCACCAAAAUGUCCCUAUUUCCGGCGUAUUCCGCCACCACUUCCAGUAGCAUCGAAGCCCCUCAACCGCCAGCCCCGCAAGAGAACCUGUCCUGGCUAACGAACCAGAGCUUCAUUCCGUUCCCCAGCCAACCGCAGCAGGAUGCCUCCAGCGAUUCCUCCGGUCCGGAGGACCACAAACCUCGACCCUCGUCAUCACGCAAGCACAAACACAAGAAAGCCAAGAAGAAACACCGCAAACGGAAACGCAGCAGCAGCUCAUCCUCACCGGAAGUCGUCGUGGAACCGGUCCCAGCGGUGAACAUCUCCGAGCAGGAGUUUUACACGGACGUGGCUGCGCUGCGCAUAUACCUGACGGUGGAGACGCUGCACCGGCCGGCCUGUCCCAAGUAUCGACGGGGGUCGUUCCGGGUGUUGGGAGGUGGUGCGGUGGCGAAACCGGUGCCAAGUCAGCGACGGGGGAGUGUGCGGUACUUUAGAAGGGAGAAGAAGGAGUUGAACGGGGGUGGUAGUGUGGGUGCGGAAGGGUUGGGUGAGCGGGGUGUUAGGGAGAGGGAGAUGGAGUUGGAGAAGGCGGCACGGGCGGAUGAGAGUUCCGGGGGGUGGAUUGAGUAUUUGAGGUUUCGGGAGGAACAUCCGGUGCACUUGGAUGGCUAUCAGAACAGUAAGGGGGAGCUGGCGAUUGUGGAGCGGGGGUUGAGGGAACAUCCGGACGAUCCGAAGCUGUUGGAGCUUUAUUUGAGCGGGAUCGUGAAGGUUUAUCCGACGGAUGAGGUGUUGGAGUUGAUUCAGAAGAUGAUCGCGAAGGAUAAUACGAACUUUCUGCUGUGGGAAGCGUUGAUCGACAAUAAGCAGCUGUCGAUGGCGCAGUGUAUCGUGCCGAACGUGCUGAAACUGUACGAGAAGAGCGUGCGAUCGCUGUUUAUGGCGAAACGAAGCGACGAGGUGAUGCUGAAGUUGUUCAAGAAGUGUGCGCUGUUCUGCCGGCAGGCCGGCCUUUGGGAGAUGUUCUUUGGGCUGGUCGAGCUGAACAUCGGGAUGAACAUUAGUUCGAGUUUUGCGGGUGGGAAGUCGUUGUUCAGCUCGCCGGAACAUUUCAACCAGCUGAUCGAGUAUGAGGAGUUGGUGUUGAAGUCGGGACUUCCCAUGAACGAGAUCUGGUUGAGGGUUGAAAAGCUGCGGAACGCGUUUCACUUUUUGCCCUUUCGAGGGCCGAACAUGUGCAGUGAUCCGCAGCGGAUGGUUCUGCACGAGGACAUUGUCGGGUUCGUGUAUCCGCUGAUCAACAAGGAUUACGCGUUCGAUUUGGUGAUCUUGAUCUUAAAGCUUAUGAAGUACCCGUUUGAAAGUGUUGCUUUUGAGAGUUGCGGAUCGUUCUUCCAGCCGGAGAGCUACGAAGAGGAUCAUUCCGAGCAACUCUUGCCACUGUUUCUGGAUGUAACGAGGAAUCGAAAGCACGAUCAGAUCAUCCUGAAUCUGAUCAAGGAACUCAACACGCCGCCGUCCUUCGUGAACACCAACCUUGCUUUCGAGUCCUACCUGGAGCUGCUGCGACAAGUCCUCAUCGCCAGCGCUGAAUACUUUUCCGACGAGAAGAACAUCAUCCUGUUGCUGCUCUACCUCAAGCUCGAGCGGAUCCUGGUCGUGUUCGAUCGCAUCUCCGGACACCUCACGGAACCACGCAAGAAAGCCACCCGAAGCCGCGUCAAGAACCUGCUCAAAAAGAGCAAGUACCAGAACGAUCUCAACUUCUACAUCGAGUACGGCUUGAUCGAGUACGAAAUGGACGGCCUGGAGUCGAACUGCCUAAAUAUUUUCGACACCUCCGUGCGCGUGUUCUGCGCCCAGGACGACCUGCUCGCCGACAACGAUCUCUACUCACUCGUGCUCAAAUCAGUCGAACUUCUUCUCAAGGAAAACCGCAAAUCCCAAGCGAUCUACCUCCUCACCAAACUCGCCCUCAACCCCAAACAGAUCAACUUCACCUGCUCCGACGCCAUCUCCGACCCCACCAAACUCCUAGCCCUGCAAAAGUUCAACGAUCGCGUGACCCGCGCCCUCCCCGUCGACGACCAGGUCGAAAUCCUCCUCCUGCCGCAAUACUUCACCCACUCCCCCCUGAUCAACACCCUCAAAGCCUACCUCUACUACCACGCGCUCGUCAAGUCCAAAGCCGAAACCACCCGCAAGCUCGAGGGUUUCCUCUUCCACUUCAACGAUCGCUCCAACCCCCGCCAAACCUUCAUCCGCGAGCAACUCUUCACCAUCUUCCUCACCAUCGCGGACUUCCGCCUCGACGAGUUCACCAACACCUGCUUCCUCGCGAUCGUCGAUCGCGUCCUGCACGAAUUCCCCGCCAACCUGACCGCGAUCCGUCUCUGCGCCUUCUCCGAGUCCCUCACCUGGUUCCAGCUGCGAACCAUCCUCGGCAAACAUCUCACCACCAAGUCCGUCCUGCUCCUAGUCACCACCGCACGCGUCCGCAGCCUCUACUCAACCCAAGAAGACCAACAGUCCGCGGGCACCUACAAGCGACGCACGCUCAACCUGCUCGCCCACACCCUCCGUCGCGACUCGCCCCUCCGGCAAAACGCCCUCCUCUGGCGACUCUACCUCCGAGAGCUGUUCGAUCAACCCGCCGGAAACGCGCUGGAGCAGUGCAGGAAGACGCUGUACCUGGCGCUCGAGGCGUGCCCCUUCAACAAGGCCGUCUAUCUGGACGGGGCGUUCUUUGCGCCGCAGGAGCUGUCCCAGCUGCUGGAUUUGCUGCUGGAGAAGCAGCUGCGGAUUCACGCGAUUCCGGAGGAGCUGGAGAUAUUAAGGGAUGAGACGGGGGUGGAGGAGGGUAGUUUAAGUUGAA
Messenger RNA from Culex pipiens pallens (northern house mosquito), 2909 nucleotides. Its product is annotated as nuclear exosome regulator NRDE2. Bases 59 to 2908 code for a protein of 949 amino acids. Lineage: Eukaryota; Metazoa; Arthropoda; Insecta; Diptera; Culicidae. Gene Ontology annotation, biological process: regulatory ncRNA-mediated post-transcriptional gene silencing; negative regulation of RNA catabolic process. The transcript is spliced from 2 exons. The record is from RefSeq and is a predicted model, not a curated record. Gene Ontology annotation, cellular component: catalytic step 2 spliceosome.